CUCGAUCUGAGUAGUUCCAUUCCAUACAUCGCAACACAGAGGAGUAUUCCCAAACCAAACAGUGUUUUAAUUGGUACAAUAAUUAGAGAUACUUCACAUUUAUUUUUGAGAAAGACAGUUUUCGCUUUUUUUUCUGUGUCUUCUCUACUCGAAAGAUUUGCAGAUAAAGUUUUGACAAAAUCCUUAAAAAAAAAAGAAAAAACAGUGCGAAAUGGGAAACGUGAGAAAUGAAAAUGUCAUGUUCUUCGGUUGAUCAACAUUCUCACCGUCCAUAAUCUCUGCAACUAAUUUCGAGUUUUUCUACUUUUUAAAAAUUUGGAUAAAAGAGAGGGCUUUUAGGGUAUUUGAGGAAUCAACAAUGGGUAGUUCCGAGAGAGUUCCGUGCGAAUUCUGCGGCGAGCGAGCGGCGGUUCUGUUCUGUAGAGCCGAUACGGCGAAGCUCUGCUUGCCCUGCGACCAGCACGUGCACACGGCGAAUCUACUGUCGAGGAAGCACGUGCGAUCUCAGAUCUGCGAUAACUGCGGCAACGAGCCAGUCUCCGUCCGGUGCUUCACCGACAACCUCGUCUUGUGUCAGGAGUGCGAUUGGGAUGUUCACGGGAGCUGCUCUGUCUCCGACGCUCAUGUCCGCUCCGCCGUCGAAGGUUUCUCCGGCUGUCCAUCGGCGUUGGAGCUUGCUGCUCUAUGGGGAGUCGAUCUGGAAGGGAGGAAAGAAGAGAAGGAAGCGCCGUUGAUGAUGAUGGAGAAUAACUUCGGGAUGCAGCUAGAUUCGUGGGUUUCUGGAUCUAACGUUUUACAGGAGCUGAUGGUACCCGUCCCCAAAGACACGGCGUUUAAGAAGCGCAGCUCUAGCUGUGGGAGGUAUAAGCAGCUCUUGUGCAGACAGCUCGAGGAGUUGCUCAGGAGUGGUGUCGUUGGCUGUGAAGAUGAUGUUGACCGGGUUUGUGACCGUGACGGCGAUUGCGAUGGAGACGGAGACGGAGACGGAGGAGGAGGUGGAGGAGAGGGGUUUAUGGUUCCGGAGAUGCCGGAGAGAUUGGAAUGGUCAAGAGAUGUGGAGGAGGUCGAUGGCGGAGCAGGAGUUAUCCAUCAGCCUCCAACGACGUCGUUCACAUCUUUGCUGUGGAAUGCUGCUAAUCCUAAUGGUGGUGCUCAGACUCAGAAUACUCAGAUAUGGGAUUUUAACUUGGGACAGUCAAGAGGACCAGAGGACAAUGGCCAAAUGAAAGCUGAGUAUGCAACAAAAGAUGCAGCUUCGUUCACAAUCAACAACUUUGUUGAGCUCACCAAUGAUACUUGUUCCACUAAAGCGAAAGGUGUUAAAGAGAUUUUCAAGGAUAAUUACAGUCGAUCAACCUCAAGCCAGGUACAAGCAACAUCUGAGAGCAACAGUCGUCCAAUUGCUUUUGGGUCCGAGAAAGGUUCCAACUCCUCCAAUGAGUUAAACUUCACAGAACAAGUUGCUGGAACUAGCUGCAAGACCACGAGGCUAGUGGCAACCAAGGCUGAUCUGGAGCGGCUGGCUCAGAACAGGGGCAAUGCAAUGCAGCGUUACAAGGAAAAGAGGAAAACCAGAAGAUAUGACAAGACCAUAAGAUAUGAAUCGAGGAAAGCAAGAGCUGACACAAGGUUGCGUGUGAAAGGCAGAUUUGUGAAAGCUUCUGAAGCUCCUUAUCCUUGAAGUCUCUUUCACUUAGGUUCUCCUAUUAGCUACAAAGUUAGGAACUUUUUUUUUUUUUUGCUACUUUGCGGUUCCUCGUAAAUGUAUAUAGAUCGGUCUCGUUUCAUUUGUCCUCCCUUUUCAUUUUGUUUGUUAUAUCUGGUCCCUUUUAUGUACCUUGUGUAAACUUCUGUUGUUGAACAAGGUUUGUUUCUUAAACUUCUAGAAGCAAAUUAUAAAUACCAUUCUGAACUCUCACAAGAUAUUAUAUCAUAUGCCUUAGCAAGUCAAGUCUAGUAUGACGUUGGAGAAUUGUAAAUCAAGAAGCAAACACUAGCAAUAACGCUUUAUUAUUAACGGAGAGGUUA
Messenger RNA from Thlaspi arvense, 2028 nucleotides. Lineage: Eukaryota; Viridiplantae; Streptophyta; Magnoliopsida; Brassicales; Brassicaceae. The record is from the annotation of a GenBank genome assembly.